This is a messenger RNA of Megalops cyprinoides (Indo-Pacific tarpon), 2000 nucleotides long. It is a transcript of the gene scarb2c, whose product is annotated as scavenger receptor class B, member 2c. Bases 87 to 1547 code for a protein of 486 amino acids. The record is from RefSeq and is a predicted model, not a curated record. The transcript has 12 exons. Lineage: Eukaryota; Metazoa; Chordata; Actinopteri; Elopiformes; Megalopidae. Gene Ontology annotation, biological process: receptor-mediated endocytosis; protein targeting to lysosome. Gene Ontology annotation, cellular component: cytoplasm; lysosome; membrane. Gene Ontology annotation, molecular function: scavenger receptor activity.
UCGAUGCGGUACCUACACUCCUUUCAGUUCAGUUCAGAUUGGUUCACUGGAGUACUUUGUUGUUGGGCGGCGUAGUUUAAACAACUAUGAUAAUUACCUUUAGGUUAUGUUGUACUUACAGCAUCGGAGUGCUGUCAAUAGUAACAAUAAUUUUAUCCAUUGCUUUGGUGUUGUCAGGGGUAUUUCAAAACGCACUGUAUUCGCGGAUAAAGGAGGAGGUCGUACUGAAGAAUGGAACAGAAGCAUUUAAGGCCUGGGAGAAUCCACCUCCCCCGGUCUAUAUGCAGUUCUACUUCUUCAACGUCACCAACCCGAAAGAGGUGCUGACCGGUGAUCGUCCUGCAGUGGCUGAGAUAGGACCUUACACCUACAGGGAAUUCCGCCCAAUGCAGGAAAUCAACUUUUUGGACAACGGCACCAAAGUAUCUGCUGUCAAUCCAAAGACCUAUGUAUUUCAGCCCAACAUGUCCAGAGGGUCUGAGGAUGACCUCAUCCGAACUAUCAACAUUCCUGCUGUGACGGUGAUGGAGAAGUUUAAGGGCCAUCCUGUUAUCAGCGGUCUCAUCUCCGCCUACAUGAGGUCGCAAAAUGUAGGCCUCUUUGUGACGCGCACUAUUGGAGAACUUCUCUGGGGAUACGAGGACGAGCUGCUGAAGGCUCUCGCCAAGUUUGUCCCCGAUCUUGACUACCAUUUUGGCCUCUUCUACAAGAUGAAUGCCUCAAACGAUGGGGAGUAUGUGUUCUUCACAGGACAGCAGAACUACAAAGACUUUGCCCGGGUGUUUGAGUGGCAGGGACAAAGGUCUCUGAGCUGGUGGAGCACGGACGAGUGCAACAUGAUCAACGGAACCAAUGCCGCCGCCUUCCACCCCAUCAUCACCAAGGGCGAGACGCUCUACAUGUUCUCCUCUGACCUCUGCAGGUCGCUCUACGCCCGGUACGAGAAGGACAUCCUGGUGAGGGGCAUCCCGGCCUACAGGUUCGUCCCGCCCAGCGAGGUGUUCGCCAACCUGUCGGUGAACCCGGCCAACGCCGGCUUCUGUGUGCCGGCCGGGAACUGCCUCGGCUCGGGCCUGCUCAACGUCAGCGUCUGCAAGCAAGAUGCGCCAAUUAUCAUGUCAUCACCACACUUCUAUCAGGCAGAUGAGAAGUAUGUUGAGGACAUUAUCGGGAUGAAACCAAGGAAAGAGUCCCAUGAGACUGUCCUUGACAUCAAUCCGCUCACAGGCAUUCUGAUGAGGGCGGCAAAACGGCUCCAAGUCAACGUCUUUGUUGAGAAGAUUCCUAUUUUCAGCCAGACCGGCAAUGUCAAGACACUGGUAUUUCCCGUGAUGUAUCUCAAUGAGAGCGUGGUUGUCGACGAGGAUUCAGCCAAGAAGCUGCAAGCCGUGGUUACCAUGGGCAACGUGGUCGUCAACAUCCCCUUCAUCAUGAUUGGCCUGGGCAUCCUGAUGGGCGUGGUCUUCAUGGUGCUCAUGUGCUGGCAGCGAGGCCCCGAGCCUCAGGCUUCUCCAGCAGAACGCCAGCCCCUACUGGGGUCAUCCUAACUCCGUCGGGGAGGGGGCGGCAUCGCAAGGCAUCCCGAAGAUCACGCUCACUCUACUCUUCACAUCAACGAUGUCCCAGCGCAGAAGCAUCACACCCCCCCCCGCCAAAAAAACCGCUCCUUCCCAUACCCUCACUUACAACUAAUAGUACUCAGUGCAUGUUACCGUGGCGUAUGAUCGAGGCUUUCCUGAGGAUUAGAGCAGCCGACGCACUGAGAGUCUUCAUGAAGUGACGCGCUGCUCCGAGGGACAUGUUUAAUGUGUUGUUCCCUUUGAUUGUUUUUACAAGUUCUAAAUUCUAAUUUUUAUUUCGAGUGGCGGUCAUCAAGCCGUCCACCCCCUGUGGUGCGCUCGAUUGAUUAAAAAAAAAAAAAAAAAACUCUACUUAAUACACUGCAGGUAGAUUUUCAGGUGUUCUCAUUCCCGUUCUACCCUCUCUUGCUGCUUUUUUAU